This is a messenger RNA of Eimeria tenella, 578 nucleotides long. RefSeq names its product cathepsin C2 (TgCPC2), putative. Gene Ontology annotation, biological process: proteolysis. NCBI's taxonomy places the organism in Eukaryota, Apicomplexa, Conoidasida, Eucoccidiorida, Eimeriidae. The record is from RefSeq and is a predicted model, not a curated record. Gene Ontology annotation, molecular function: cysteine-type peptidase activity. The transcript has 4 exons. The annotation marks the transcript as partial.
CUGCAGCAGUGCCACGACCUGGGUGGCCAGCUGGGCGCUGCAGUGUAUGGCUGUGGGGGGCCCCCCCCGCACUUGGGGCUUCCGAAGUCUUGUGAAAAAAAAAUAAAAGUUUCCAAAUGGUAUUAUGUUGGGGGCCCCUUCGGGGCCUCUUCUGCUGCUCAGAUGCAGCGCGAAAUUUGGCUCAAAGGGCCCCUCGCGGUCUCCAUUGAGCCCCCCCUUCCCUCGGCUCCAAAUCAGGGCGACUGCGGCUCUUGUUAUGCCAUAACAAGCAGCACUGUUUUGACUUCAAGAGCUUCUUUCUCUUCUUAUCGCGGGGGAGUCUUCAAAGAGCCCUACACCAGCAUUCGGCAAAGGGGCAAAAACUGGACUUGGGAAAAAGCAAUGGUGGUGGUGGGGUGGGGUUGGGAGCGGGAGGGGCCCCUGUGGAUACCCUUUUGGAAAAUUCGAAACUCAUGGGGCCCCUCUUGGGGAGAAAAGGGUUUUGGAAAAGUCUUGAGGGGCCUCAACGAAAUAGCAAUUGAAAGAGUUGCUGUUGCUGCUGAAGUCCUGCUCUUCAACGGCAACACCCUCGUCCAGCC